Molecule: messenger RNA, 1056 nt
Organism: Oryzias melastigma (Indian medaka)
Lineage: Eukaryota; Metazoa; Chordata; Actinopteri; Beloniformes; Adrianichthyidae
Gene: dhrs7b
Product: dehydrogenase/reductase (SDR family) member 7B
Exons: 7
Coding region: 1-957 (318 amino acids)
Cellular component (GO): membrane
Molecular function (GO): oxidoreductase activity
Source: RefSeq, a predicted model, not a curated record
AUGACGGGAGCAGAGUGUCUGUUGGAAACGGAGCGUGUCAUGGGGGGAGGAACACUUCCCCUGGUUUUGACCGGUUUAGGAGUCUUGCUCCUGUACCGGAUCCUGACCCGCCUCAGGUCAAGAGGUUCUGUUCAGGGUGUGGUUGUCGUCAUCACGGGGGCCAGCUCCGGACUUGGAAAAGAGUGCGCUAAAGUGUUUCACGCUGCUGGUGCCCGGCUUGUUCUGUGUGGAAGAGAUGCAGGUCGCCUUCAGCAGGUGGUGCAGGAGCUUACAGCAAGUACCUCUGCAAAAGAGAAGCAGGUUUUUCCCCCCAGCACUGUUGUCUUUGACCUGGCUAAGACAGACACUAUAGGAAAAGCUGCUGAGGAAAUUCUCAAAUGUUAUGGACAUGUGGAUGUUCUUAUCAAUAAUGCUGGAAUUAGUUACCGUGGCAACAUACUGGACACCCACAUUUCUGUUCAAAGAGAAGUUAUGGAAACAAAUUACUUUGGACCCAUUUCACUUACCCAAGCCCUGCUGCCCUCCAUGGUUCACCGACGGAGUGGUCACAUCGUCGUCAUCAGCAGUGUGCAGGGAAAGAUAGCAAUUCCUUACAGAUCUGCUUAUGCAGCCUCUAAGCAUGCAACCCAGGCCUUCUUCGACUGUUUACGGGCAGAGAUGGAGCAGUAUGGGAUCCCAGUGACGGUCAUCAGCCCUGGGUACAUCCAAACCAACCUGUCAGUCAAUGCCGUCACCGGAGACGGCUCCAAAUAUGGAGUUUUGGACAAAACGACGGCGGCUGGUCAGAAACCGAAGGACGUGGCUCACGCUGUUCUAGAGGCCGUCUGUCAGAGAAGCAGUGACGUCCUCCUGGCUGGACCUCUGCCUUCAUUGGCCGUCUACCUGCGCACCCUGUGGCCCGCGCUGUUCUUCAAACUCAUGUCGUCACGAGCUCGCAAAGAGCAAAAAGUGAAGUGAAAACCACUGCCAAACAUGCAGUUAUAUACUGUAUAAACACUGAAUGUUGCGUAAAUAAAAACCAGUGAGCGAUCAAUAAAUAUAUUUUUUUAAACAUUG